AUGUUGCGUAUUGGCGUUAGAAGCCUCAGUACUAGCUGUGCCAGGUUUGCCGCACCAGCUCGAGGUAAGGCCCAAGGAUUUGCCAAGAAAGUUGUAACCGGGAAAACAACUGCUAAGAAGGUAAGCGCAGGGUCGCUUUACAAACCAUGGCAGCAAACCGUAGCGACCGCAAACUUCAACAAAAACGCCAUUCCUGCGGAAACUGAGGUUUUCAAACCAUUAGAUAUAUCGAAGAAUCUCGAUCAGGUCGUCGCUUUUUCCAAUGCUCAGUACAAGAGUCUCUAUACCAAUGGCUCGUUCAAACAGAAUCAAUUCAACGAACUUUUCCCGUGUCCUGUUAGCCUCAUCAGGCGUAGCACAACCAUGGGUCUUUUUGAUCUGUUGAAAAACUCGCCAGGCACCGCGAAAUACGUUCUAACGGGGGAACCAGGUGUGGGUAAAAGUACCCUAUUAGCGCAAGUUCAUGCUCUUGCAUGCGAUUCCAAAGCUUUGACCAUCAACAUAUCACAUCCAGAGCUGUUUCUAAAUGGUACAAACGAUUUCUUCCAUGAUGGUUCUUCUUACGUGCAACCCAUGUAUCUCAAGCGUCUGCUUACAAAAAUACUGAAAGCUAACGAUCGCAGCCUGUUAUCAUCGGUCUCUCUAAAAAACAGUUACAAAUUCGCUAACGCAGACCCCAAAGACGCUGCUAGUAAGAAAUUUAUUCAGUUGAACGCUACGCAAAGCACUCUCCUUGACCUUCUAUCGGUCAAGACCACACCUCGCAACCGUGGGGAGGUUUUCCGUGCAUUCAUCACGGAAAUCUCUCAUCAAGAUAAACUUCCAGUAUUUUUCUGUGUCGACAACUUCUCUCGUAUUCUAAGUGAGCCCGAGACCGCCUACAAGAGCACGGAUAAUAAAAACAUUCACGUUUUGGAGUUACAACUGGGAAAAACUGUAAUGGACAUUGUUAGUGGCAACAUUUCGUUCGCCAACAAGUCAAGCUGCGUGAUUAUGGCUACUUCUGGCUCUGAUGACACUAACAAAACCUUGCCAGUUGGAUUACAAAAACUACCGCACGAUCCGUAUGUCAGCAAGAAGCAUUAUGACCAUGAGCUAUCGACCAUGUUGAUAAAGGGAGGCUUACAAGAGUUCCCUGUGGAAAAGCUAACUAAGGCUGAGGUUAGAAACCUAAUCGACUUUUACAUCAAGUCCGAAAUCGUUUUGUCAAAGGACACCGAGGGGCAAAACAUCGAGCAGCUUGUCGACGAGAAAUACUUUUUGAGUGGCAACGGUAACCCCAAGGAACUUUUGAGAAGUCUAGUUUUACAUUUUUCAUGA
This is a messenger RNA of Lachancea meyersii CBS 8951, 1320 nucleotides long. The record is from the annotation of a GenBank genome assembly. Lineage: Eukaryota; Fungi; Ascomycota; Saccharomycetes; Saccharomycetales; Saccharomycetaceae.